Molecule: messenger RNA, 2929 nt
Organism: Paramisgurnus dabryanus
Lineage: Eukaryota; Metazoa; Chordata; Actinopteri; Cypriniformes; Cobitidae
Gene: lpcat3
Product: lysophosphatidylcholine acyltransferase 3
Biological process (GO): phosphatidylcholine biosynthetic process; lipid modification
Cellular component (GO): membrane
Molecular function (GO): lysophospholipid acyltransferase activity; 1-acylglycerophosphocholine O-acyltransferase activity
Source: RefSeq, a predicted model, not a curated record
GUGGAGACCUCACGAGCGCCACACACUCACGGAAACUCAACCGCAGCUACUUCCGCACACACUAAAGAUGGCGGCUCCCUUCAUGGAGAAUUUGUCUGAAUAUUUAGGUUCACCCGAACCGGCGGUUCGACUGAUUUUGUCUAUAUUAUCAGGUUAUCCCUUUGCACUGGCAUACCGGUGGUUUUUCUUUUAUCAGUCUGCAACGUUUAUUCAUCUGUUCCACACAUUUACUGGGCUGGCGUUGGCCACAUUUAACUUUGGGUCUCAGGUCUAUCACUCUUUCGUAUGCAUAAUCAUUCAGUUCCUGUUGCUAAGGCUGAUGGGAAGGACAGUGACAUGUGUCCUGACUAGCUUUAUAUUUCAGAUGAUAUAUCUGUUGACGGGUUAUUACUACACUGCCACAGAUGAGUAUGAUAUCAAAUGGACCAUGCCACACUGUGUCCUCACGCUAAAACUUAUUGGUUUAUCACUUGAUUACUAUGAUGGUGGAAAAGAACCAUCUCAGCAGAAUAAAGAGCAAAAGUUGGCUGCUCUCAACUCUACACCAUCUCUGCUGGAGGUGUUUGGUUUCUCAUACUUCUAUGGAGGCUUCCUUGUAGGGCCUCAGUUCACAUUACGAAACUACCAGAAGCUGGUGUCCAGAGAGAUGUCUGAUUGCCCUGGUCAGCCUCCCAACAGUGUGUUUCCAGCAAUGAAGAGAUUUACUUUGGGUAUGAUCUUCCUAACCAUCUUUACGAUAGGUGGUCCAUACUACCCAGAUAGCUACUACUUAACAGAUGAGUAUGAGGCUCAACCUUUCCUAUACAAGUGCUUCUAUAUCCUUCUGUGGGUAAAAAUAAAUCUGUACAAGUACAUCAGCUGCUGGCUGAUCACGGAAGGUGUGUGUAUACUUUCUGGGCUGGGCUAUCAAGGGAAGGAUGAAAAAGGGGAGCACCAAUGGGAUUCCUGUGCCAAUGUAAGGGUGUGGUUAUUUGAGACUACACCACUGUUUACAGGCACCAUCAACUCCUUCAACAUCAACACAAAUGCUUGGGUUGCCAGUCAUGUUUUUAAGAGGUUGAAGUUCUUGGGUAAUAAGCUGUUGUCUCAGAUGUUCACAUUGUUAUUUCUGGCGGUCUGGCACGGCUUGCACUCAGGGUACUUCAUCUGCUUCUCCAUGGAGUUCAUCAUUGUCAAUGUGGAGAAGCAGGCUCAGGCUCUUGUGCGGGACAGUCCAGUGUUGACGUCUAUAGCCCAGGGCCCUCUCCAUCCAUUCAUUUAUGUAGUGCAGCAGUUAAUUCACUGGCUUUUUAUGGGGUACUCUUUAGUGCCAUUCUGUCUCUUCACUUAUGACAAGUGGCUCAAGGUUUACUCCUCCGCAUAUUUCUGCGGUCAUGUAUUUUUCCUUACUGCCUUAUUCAUCCUGCCGUACCUCCGUAAGGUAUUUGUGCCUCGAAAAAGAGGCAGUGACGAAAAGGAGGAUUAAAAAUGGUAUCUCUGUUUGGAGCUGUCUGAAGUAAAUUGAGAUAAACUGUGACUUUUAAAAAGGAUCUGACGGGGACAACUUUUAAGGCCUUUAGUAAUAUAUAUAUUACUAUAUACACAUACAACAAUGAUGUACUGUAUGUGUAAAAAUGUUAAUCAUUUAGAGGGAAGUGUUGAGGUGGACUGUAAUGAAUAGGGUUUAAAGCUGCAGAGAUUCAUGCAGUUUGAGGUUCAAUAUUCGUUAAAGGCGAUUUACUGCUAUUUGGUUGAUGAAAAUAAUGAUACUGUAUAUGCUCAUACCAUUGCACUCAUUACUCAGUAAUGAUCUCAUUUCCCGCUUCCGAAGUCAGAGAACCGGUCACACAUGCACUUUUAGAGGGGAUGGAGACAAAUGAGAUCUUUUUUGUUUUCUUUGCUUGAAGAACAUCCACAAACCCAUAUUCACUUAAAUUGAUAAAAGACACUGAUAUGUGAAACACAAAGUGUGUACAGUGAAUGCUCAGCAUUGCCUGGCAAUUCUAAAUGAAUGUUUUUCAUUUACCGUAUGUAACAGUUUUUGUUGUAAUCAGGUAACUCAUGGGGUUUCUUUUUUAUGGGGUUUAUGCUAGCUGCUGUUUUUUUAAGCAUUUGGACACUGAUUCAAUGAAAGGUUACAUCCACCCGUUCAUCCGACCAUCUCAUUCUUUCACUCCAUGUAACGCUGUAUGUCCGUUAAUCUCACCCUUUCUAUUUCCAUUGUUCACUUCGUUAAGUGAAUCAGUUUUGUCCAUUGUUUGAGUGAAAACACAGAAAUGGCAUCUAUACACUAUUUACCAUAAUCUGUUAAAAUAUGAGGGCAAAUUUGUGUCAGUAUUAUCAAGGGCAGAGUAUUACACCGUACAUUGAGAUCCCAGUGGGCAAUAAACUAACUGUUGCCUACAUUUCACACUGCUCGCUAUUGUUGAUUUAGCAGAGCACUAUUAAAAUCUGUUAACAGAAAAGUGCUAUGUUAUUCAGAUUGCAGAAGUGUUGUGUAAUGUUGAAAAACUUUCACUUUCAAGCAUUGCUUGCACUGUGAACUUUCUCUUUUAUUUCUAUAGUCUCAGUAUCUCUCAUGGUAAAUCCAAAUCUUUCUCUGCCUUCAGGACGUUGUGAUCUGCUCUCAGUUAUUCCAACAUAUAUUUGCCUUCAUAAAUCCGUUUUGUACGACAUGACAUAUUGAAGAUUGUUGGCACAAAUGUACAUCACACUUCAGUGAGAGCGAUUUUUCAGUUCUGCACCCAGACACAAUCCAAGGGAGCAGGGACUCACUGUAGCAUCUCAAAUGUUUUAUAAUAUUUAUACACGUGGUUGCAAAUGUUAAUGUAGAGUUAAUUGUUAUGGAGAGGAUGAACUACUUUUGCCUUAUUGCUACCAAAAGAGAGAACAAACGUUUUAAAUGAAACUGUUUUUCUAAUAUUCAUUAAAAUGCUGGAUUUUAACAAAA